Messenger RNA from Lethenteron reissneri (Far Eastern brook lamprey), 4007 nucleotides. RefSeq names its product neurotrophin-3-like. Gene Ontology annotation, molecular function: nerve growth factor receptor binding; growth factor activity. Gene Ontology annotation, biological process: positive regulation of peptidyl-serine phosphorylation; negative regulation of neuron apoptotic process; modulation of chemical synaptic transmission. Gene Ontology annotation, cellular component: dendrite; synaptic vesicle; axon. The record is from RefSeq and is a predicted model, not a curated record. Lineage: Eukaryota; Metazoa; Chordata; Hyperoartia; Petromyzontiformes; Petromyzontidae.
CCUCGCCAGCACUUUUCAAGUAAAGACGUCACCGACAGCAGACGGGGUACUUGACUUAGAAGGGUAAAUACGACUACUGUAUGUCAAACCCCUAAAUGCGUCGGAUCUCGGAAGCUAAGCAAAGCUGGGCCUGGCAAAUACUUGGGUGGAUGACCGCCGUGACUUGUCAUGUAUUGUAGGCGCGGGGUUGUCGAGGUCGCGCUAAGAGGAGGUGCAGGAGGUGCAGAUAUUAUUAUAUUUAUUAUGUUUUAUUUUUAUCGUUUUAUUAUUUCCCUUCUACGUGACUUUACCGAAAGAACCAAGAAGAUGAAUCCCUGCAGUCACCAAAGCUUUAAAUCGAAAUUGAGGUGCAGAUAAUUGUCAUCCCACUCAUACUCCUGACGGGUUUUCUCCGGGUACUCCGAUUUGCUCCCUGCAUUAAACCGAACUCUCGUUGAUGGAAUUUAUCAAACGCCCCAAUGCAGGAAAAUCCUCUAGAAAAAAAUUAUUAUUCAGACUCAAGAAGGCUUUCGUGAGUGAACAAUCGUUUGACGCUUUAGCAUAGUCAAGCAUGCAUCCUCAUGUAACGCGACGUUACACGUGUUAAUUCCUCUAACAGUUUGCCCUCGUUCCUUUGAGCUGAUGCAUUCAUGUUCACGCAUUAUCAACCCAUCCAUCCUUUCACUUCUCAUUCAUUCAUCCGAUCGGUUAUUUCCUUAUUUAUUCUCAUACUUGUUGCGUCUGCGGUUCAGACUUUAAACACCCUUUGCCAAACGAUCGGUUAGCGUAGGCUACAGCCGACGCGCCAGGUCAAUCGGCUCGAACUGGUUUGUGACAAGUGUUACAUAACUUGGCCAAUGCUCGAGGGGGUUCGUGAGGACCUCCCAACUCCCCGGAGCAAAUCAUUGACUUGCCCUCAGCCGUUAUACUCGUUCAGCAGUCUCUCCCGCAUUAACAGUGCAUUUCCCCCCGUUAUUUGCACUGCAGAAUGUUGGCUUUAUUCAUGCUGAAAUGAGUAUGCAUAUGCGAACUUAUUUCGGAAUAAUGAUUGUAAUUAACAAUCUUUUACCACAGAAAGUCUGGCUCUCGAUGCUCGUAGUUUUUUUUUUAUCUUCCAGGAGAAUCCUACAUUGGGAUGUUUAGGCGAUUACGUUCUUUAGUGUUUGGUUUCAUGCAGAAGGAAAGCGGAGAAGCCAGAGACAGCCCAUCGUGCGAACGAGGGGCUGACAUGCAGCAACGCCAUCUCUCUACCACGGUGGCGAGAUGUUAACUACCUCGCCUGGUAUACAGGAGCUCGUGGGUUCGAUCCCGACUCCGACGCCUGUUGUGUAUUUGGAGUUUGCGUGUCUCUCUCUCCCCGUGGUCGCGUGUAUUUUUCUCCGGGUCCUCUGGUUUUUCUCUACACAUUUAGAAACAUGCAUUUAUAGUUUUUGGCUGCUAUGAAUUUCCACAUAAGGCACUUUGUUGGGUUAUCAUUCGUGGCCAGGUCGCUUCAAAAAAAAGACAUAAUAGUUCAGUGGGUUUCACCUGGUAAAAUAAAAAUAAAAUAGUUGAUUGGUUUAGUAGCUUUUUACCACCUUGCAGCAAACAACACCGACAACACCUGACAAGCCCUGGUGGUGGUCACCUAUUCAGGCACUUACCUCGGCUCAAUCAUUCUUAGCUUUCAAUAUCUAAGAAGAAGACAGGGCUGAUUCAUGGUAAUUGGUCCUCAGCUUGAGACAGACCGUAUGCUACAUAUAUACGAGGCUAACCGAAAGUGAACAGCGUUGUUGCCUUCAUGGCUUCUCGCCAAGUUUAAAUACACAAGGUAAUGAUAGAGACACGUGAAACGCACGUGUUGCUGCUGAGUGAGCACUCGCACGGCGUACACCAAUUAAGAAGAUGAAGAGAACGAGAGACUCCGCCCCUCGCUGCACGUGUGCCAUUCGAGGUAACAGCCGUUGCCUCCGACCAAAAUCAUCAUCUUGAACGCGCCCGAGCGAUCUCGUUGGGUCUCGGAAGCUGAGGAGCAUUGAGCCUGUUUUUGCAGGGGCAGAGAGUAAUGAGAUUUGUGCUUCUCACAAUGCUCACGAUGUGCAUAAAGGGACCGGCAGCUGCUCCCAUUCACGAGCAACACGCCGUGGUCAUUUCCGACGAUUCUGCCAGGACCUUGCUCAUCCCGCUGCUCAGGACUGAGAUGCUCAAGGAGGUUCUGCUCAAGACUUUGCAGGAGGAGGUCGGUUGGGGAGGUUCGCAUCCAAGGAGAGCGAGGGACACAGGGUCACAGCAGCAGCAGCAGCAGCAACAACAGCCGAGGCCUCGCAUCAGCGUCAUAGAUGCGGGUCUCCUGAGCCACGCGGACGAGGAGGAGUUGUUCUCGUCGCGGGUGAUUUUAAGCGAGCAGCCUCCUAGUGGUCCACCUUUACUCUUCCCCGUGGACGACUUCAGCGCAUCUGUUGUGUCAGUGGCCAACAGCACGCAUCAUCGACGCGACCGACGUCAUGCCAGCAGCUCGUCAUCAUCAUCAUCGUCGUCGUCGUCGUCGUCCUCAUCGUCCUCAUCGUCGUCGUCAUCCGGAGAUCCACACCGCGCCGACCGCGGCGAGCUGUCGGUGUGCGACAGCGAGAGCGUGUGGGUGACGGACAAGAGCACGGCGGUGGACAUCAAGGGCAAUCGAGUGACGGUGCUGGAGGAGAUGAGGACUAGCACGGUUCCCUUGCGGCAGUACUUCUUCGAGACGCGCUGCAAGGCGACGGGAAACACACGCGACGGAUGCCGUGGCGUGGACAAGAAGCACUGGAACUCUACGUGCAGGACCACGCAGUCUUACGUGCGGGCACUGACCAUGGAGGGCACCCGUCACGUGGGAUGGAGGUGGAUACGGAUUGACACGUCCUGUGCCUGUGCCCUGUCCAGCAAAUCCGGGCGCGCGUGAUUGAUGGUGGUGGUGGUCGUGAAGAUGAUAGUGAGCGGUGCUGUAGCGGUUAGCGCGCUGCGCUACAAACCCGGCGACCCGAGUUCGAUUCCCGCUCACUGCCAACACAAGUGACGAUUAUCUGAUCCGGUCCUGGGCCCUCCCCUAGGUCGACUCGGCCUCAAAUGAGUACCUGGUGCGAUGUGUAAACAUCGCCACUGGGGAGAGAAAGGCGGUCGGGCGUGGUGCUGGCCACCCACCCCCUUGUGUACCGUUCCGGCCUUAAUAGGUGCUCGCUAACAGCACGUGCCCCAAAAAUCUGUUAAGGAUGUUUAUCUUUUUCUUUGAUGAUGACAAUGAUGAUGAUGAUGAAUGGUGGUGAUGCUGAUGAGAAGCCCAGUACUACCAGUAGCUGAAUUAAAAACUCUCGACUCCUGCCUGGGUGUUUGGAUUAAAAAUUGGUCACACGCACGUGACUUUUACGCAUUAAGCCAUCAUAAGUGAUCCAUUCACCUCCCAUAAGUUAUUUUGCUGUGUACGACUACAUGAAUAUUUCAUGUAAAAUUGUAAAUGUGUAUUAAUGUUUGUCGUUAUUAUUAUUGUUGUUUUGACAUUUUCAUUGUUAUUUAGUCGCUAGUACUCUAUUUAUUAAACAUAUCUAUCAAAAGAACAUAUUGAAAUGAUUUUAAGUUGUUGCAUACGUGUUACAGAUUAUAUAUGGUUAUUUUUCGUUAAAGUUAUGUUUAUUGUAUUCCAGUUUUUAUUUCUAAAAAAAGAAGAUUUCACUUUUAAUUAAGUAACAAAAAUAUUAUCAAUCAUAUCUUUCAUGUGCUUACUCUAAGUACUUUAUUUAUUUCAGCAAUAAACUUACAUAAUUAACUUCUACCUCAACUUGUGUUCGCACAGAAUCCAGUGUACAAUCAUUUUUCUCUCGAAUUUACUGUGCUAUCGUGAAUGCAAUGCCUUUGCGUAUGUUAAACACUCUCGGCCUACUGGUGCUAAGAAGUAAGGCGGUGCAUGCAGGCUGUAAAUAUGUAAACCACUGAUUGUGUAAGAUUGUAAGUGCGAAUUGUGCUCAACAUUUUGUAUUGCACCAGUAUGUUAGUAGCCUAAUACAGCCACUGUGUUUCUU